Daldinia vernicosa is the source of this 2568-nucleotide messenger RNA. Its product is annotated as BCS1 N terminal-domain-containing protein. The transcript is spliced from 7 exons. Gene Ontology annotation, molecular function: ATP hydrolysis activity; ATP binding. Gene Ontology annotation, biological process: mitochondrial respiratory chain complex III assembly; protein insertion into mitochondrial inner membrane from matrix. The coding region runs from base 588 to 2357 and encodes 589 amino acids. The record is from RefSeq and is a predicted model, not a curated record. Gene Ontology annotation, cellular component: mitochondrial inner membrane. Lineage: Eukaryota; Fungi; Ascomycota; Sordariomycetes; Xylariales; Hypoxylaceae.
GCAGCUCUAGUAUGGGCGCUUUGAGUCAGAUUAUAUUGUUGAAUACUUAUGAAUCAUAGUCGCAUCACAAGUAGUUCCUUGCCGCUUCGCAAUCUAGUUGCGCUAAUCCUACCCUAUAAGGGAUAAAUAUAAGCACUAUAAGUUAGAACGACCAAUUCAAGCAUAUAAAAAGUUAAAGAGCAGAGAGUUGGUCAUACUUUAUAGAAAAUCACUUUUAACUAGUCCCAACAUAUUGAUAAUUCUUAUAUUCGAAGCUGGGGGUAUACGUAGACCUAAUGCGCAGGCAUAUGUAUUCGCCACAUAAUAGGUUGACUCUGGUAAUUACGUACCUUAUAAUCCGUAUAUAUAUACCUGACUAACAUAAAUCAUCAUCCACUUAAUUUCUAAAUACUUACUUGUAUUACUCUACUUAAGGAGGCUCUAGAAAAUAGCUCUGCCCUCUGGCUGCUAAUUUAGACAAUUAAACCUCUUUAUAAGAAGUUGCCCAUCCUUCUGUUCUCCCUUUGGGUACCAUAAACCAUCAACCACUGGUUCUUCAAUAUCCGGUACUCGCCACAUGUGAUAUAAAACCAUCACGGUACCUAGAUAUGGACUACGGCGCCGUCUUUCACAGCCUACUUCCAGGCAUAAACGCAAAUAUAUCGCAUGCGGGCGGCAACUCCUCGGCAGCUGAUAACACGCACCAUGCAAAAGCAGUCGAGGGCAUCCUGACUCUCGUCGGGCUCCGCGGGCUCGCGCCCAUCUACGGGUUCAUCGGGGGCUGGCUGGGCUUCGAGCCGUCCAAUCUAUUAGCUGUGGUCGGUGUUCUAUGGGCCCUUAACAAGGUCCUCCGUCAAGUGUACUCGUUUCUCUACCGGGCUGUUACCGGAUACUUCAUGAGCAGUGUACACAUCAUGAAUAACGACGACAUCUACAUCCAUCUCAUGGACUGGCUCGCUACGCACCCUAGGAUGGUGAAUUCGAGAGACCUGGUCGCUGAGACGGCGAGUAAGAGGGACUGGCUGAACGAGGAUGCGUCGGACGUGGCUAGAGAUCGGUCUGGACGUUACCUUAACUUUUCCAACCAAGAAGCAAGGGCUCCGCCAUUCUUCAGUCCCGCCGUCGGCCUGCACAGCUUCUGGUGGCGCGGCCAGUACUUCCAGUUGAACCGCAAGCGGGAGUCGAUAUUCGAUGAGAGUAGCAUGUCAGGGCAGAUGUUCCGGGACCAGGAAGACCUGAUCAUCUCGUGCCUUUGGAGAAGUCCGGAACCUAUCAAGCAGCUACUAGCCCAUGCCAAGGAGCAGUACUUCCGUGACCACCAGGCCAGGACCACUGUUAAGCGGCCAAGCACCAAUGCUUCUCGUCGGUACGCGGGCCGCGUUGGCUGGCAUCAGGUGGCGAAUCGACCUAUCAGGGAUAUUAAGACUGUUGUGCUAGACGAGCAGCAGAAAUUACAGGUUCUUGCGGAUAUUAACGAGUACCUACAUCCGGAGACACCAAAGUGGUAUUCAAAUAGAGGUAUACCACUACGGAGAGGAUACCUUUUCCAUGGACCCCCAGGAACAGGCAAGACGUCGCUCUCGUUUGCUCUCGCCGGGAUCUUCGGUCUUGAUAUUCACGUAAUAUCGCUUCUCGAGCCGAGCUUGACGGAAGAGGAUUUAAGCGCACUGUUCGCCUCGCUCCCGCGCCGCUGCAUUGUCUUAUUAGAAGACAUCGACACAGCCGGACUCCGCCGUCCAUCCCUCAACCAAUUCGACGACGAAACCUCGCAACCCGAGCCCCAAGAUGCCAUCACCGCCAAGCCCAGCAAACACAGCAAUAGUUCCGCUCCCCGCGACUGGAAAGUCAGCGACCUGGCGCGCGCGCUCAAGAAAGAAGGCGAAAGCGAUCAAAAAUCCGGCAUCUCCCUAUCCGGGCUCCUCAACGCCAUCGACGGCGUAGCAAGCCAAGAAGGCCGCGUGCUGAUCAUGACGACCAACACCCCCGAACAGCUCGACGACGCACUGAUCCGCCCGGGCAGGGUCGACCUGCAAGUAGCCUUCGCGAAUGCGACGCGGGACCAGGCGCGCGAGUUAUUCGUGCGCAUGUACGAGGAGGACUCGGCGCGGCCUCCUACCCAACCAUCCGAGAACAACAAGAAUCAGCAGGUACCCGCCCCCCAACCCGCCGAUCUCGACAUAUCUAUCUCCGAGCUCCCCAGCGUCGCAGCCGCCUUCGGCGCCAAGAUCCCCGACGGCGAGUUUUCGCCCGCCCAGAUACAGGGGUAUUUACUCAAGCGCAAGAGGCAGCCGCGCAAGGCGCUCGAGGAGGCUGAUAAAUGGGUGGAGGGUCUGCUAAGGCAGAAGGCGAUGAAGAGCAAGAUUUUGCAGGUGCAGUGAGUUAUGUACGAUGUGUGGUCAUUAGCUAGAUACAUAGAUAGAUAUCUGGGGUAAUGAGGGGUUGGACAUCUUUACCACGGCGACUUAGAGAGUUGAUAUUCCAGUUGCAUAGCGGGGAAGCUACAUCUAGAUUGGCCGCCCGUCGUGGCGUCGAUUGGAGUUUGGGGUCUCGUUUAUGAUGUCUAUUAGCAUCUACUCCUAGCGAAGCGAU